This is a messenger RNA of Prorocentrum cordatum, 1429 nucleotides long. Lineage: Eukaryota; Dinophyceae; Prorocentrales; Prorocentraceae. The record is from the annotation of a GenBank genome assembly.
AGCGCCCCCGCCGCGGCGCGCGGAGCCUCGCCCCCUCCCCCCCCAACAGCCGCCCGCGAGCGCGGGGCGCACGCGGGGCUGGGCCAUGCCGCCGAAGGCCGCGGUCCUGAAGCGACCGGCCGCCGCGAAGUGUCCGGAGCCGGAACCCGAGGAGGUCGAGGACGAGGAGGAGGAGCCCGAGGAGUCCGCCGUGGAGGAGCCCGCUGCCGAGUCGGCGGCGGAGCUCGCCGCCCGCGUCAUGCACGUGUCCGCGACUAAGAGCGCGCCGCCGACGUCAGCGGCGGGGGGCGCGCCGGCGGAGGCGACGCCCUCCUCCCCCGCGAAGCCCGCCGCGCCCGAGCCGCUGCGCGUGCGCUACGAGGCCGCGGACGCCCCGCGCCCCGCCCCGCUGCGCGGCGGCCUGCUGCGGCUGCAGCGCGAGGGCAGGCUCUGCGACGCCGCCCUGCUCGUGGCCGGGGAGCGCCUCCCAGUGCACCGGGUGGUGCUCGCGGCCCACUCGGACGACCUCGGCGACCGGUCCGAGCUGGACCUGCAGGCCAUGAGCCGCGAGGCGGCAGACAUCCUGCUGCUCUACCUCUACGGCGAGGUCGCGGACGCCGCAGCCUUCUCGCCGUCCAGCGGACAGGUGCUGGAGGAGGUCCUGCAGCUCGCGUUCGAGCUGGGCCUGGCGCCCCUCGCGGAGCUCUGCGCCGCGAGGCUCGCCGCGGACACCGACGUCGCCAACGUCGCCGCCCGCGUGCGGCUGUGCGAGCAGCGCGGGCUGCCCCGCCUGCGCGAGGCCCUGGUCAGGGCGCUGUUGGAGGACGGGGCCGCGCUGCAGACGGUGGCGCAGGACGCGGUCACGGUGAACCACCCGGCACUCAUGCAGGAGUUGCUGGCCGCCAUCGCGCAGCAGGCGCGCGCGGCCGCGGAGGCCGACGGGGCGGACAGGCCCAGGAAGCAGGCGCGCUGCCGCUGAGGAGGCGGGCGCGGCAGCGGAUUCCCACGCGUCGUGCCACGCUCUGCGCUCCCGCAGCCGUCGGGAUGGCUCAUGGCAGUCUCACGGCAGCUCUCGCUCAAAUUCUCAUUCGCCAGAUCUUAUGUAGUUGCUAUUGGGAUGCAUUUCUUUGCUUUGCCUGUUCCACUAUAUUGGGACGGUCUUGUAGUUGGAUCAGCCGCAUGGCCGUCUGGGGUUCAAAUUCAUGUUUUUGCACUGGUUGCUGUUCUUACGACUGUUGUGGUGUGAUGUCUAAUUAUAUUGAUGGUCGGUUGGACCAUGUGGGGAUAGACUGCGCCAUCACCAGUCCCCCUCACCUCGCUUCAUAUUCGUCAGGCGAACAUUAUGAUCCAAGCGUACUGCGUUUCUCGGGCAUGCGAAAAGAACGGCAGGACAAAGAGGCAGGCCUGACCUAGCAGCAGUAAGCAAAUUGAGGGCCAAACCUGUGGCAAU